Molecule: messenger RNA, 7422 nt
Organism: Xyrauchen texanus (razorback sucker)
Lineage: Eukaryota; Metazoa; Chordata; Actinopteri; Cypriniformes; Catostomidae
Product: AT-rich interactive domain-containing protein 4B-like
Exons: 24
Coding region: 258-4133 (1291 amino acids)
Biological process (GO): regulation of transcription by RNA polymerase II
Cellular component (GO): nucleus
Molecular function (GO): transcription cis-regulatory region binding
Source: RefSeq, a predicted model, not a curated record
GAGAAGAUCACCACAUAGAAAAACGCUGCGAUUGGCGAGAGAUUUUGUCGGAUUCGCAUCCCGACACAGUAGCUUCAUUUUCGGACGACAGUUUACAGCGUCGAUCAUCGAUGAUUUCCCACGGUUGUCACGGUUUCCCAAUGGAUUAUUACUAAUUUGCACCACGUCGAACCAGGAAAAUCGCGAGUACUUGGAUACGUCAGCUCAAGAUCUGAAAGUGAGAUCACUCGAGAAGAUCGCCGUCACCGUGGACGGAGAUGAAGACACUGGAGGAGCCCCCGUACCUGACCGUGGGCACUGACGUGAGUGCAAAAUACAGAGGGGCGUUCUGUGAAGCCAAGAUUAAGACUGCCAAGAGACUGGUGAAAGCGAAGGUCACCUUCAAACCUGACUCGUCCACUGCCGAGGUGCAUGAUGAACACAUCAGAGGACUUCUCAAGGUGGGUGCUGUGGUCGAAGCAAAGAACCAGGAUGGAAUCUACCAGGAGGCCACCAUCAACAAACUCACAGACGCUAGUUUGUACACUGUCGUGUUUAAUGACGGUGAUGAGAAGACCCUCCGGCGUUCCUCUCUCUGCCUGAAAGGAGCGCGACACUUCGCUGAGAGUGAGACUCUCGACCGGCUUCCUCUUACGAACCCUGAACACUUCGGCACACCUGUCAUCGGCAAAAAAGGCAACCGCGGAGGCAGACGGUCCAAUCCUAUUCAAGAGGAAGAGUCAUCUUCAUCAUCCAGUGAAGAGGAGGAGGGGGAUCAGCGACAGAAUGAAGAGCUUUACGGCAAGGUGGUGUGUGUGGAAGGAGUCGCCAGCAGCGACAAAAAGAAAACCACAUGGUACCCUGCGCUGGUCAUCUCUCCAGACUGUCAUGAAGACGUAACAUUGAAGAAAGACAAUGUUUUUGUGCGCUCCUUCAAAGAUGGAAAAUUUUACACGGUUUUGCGAAAAGACGUCAGAGAGUUGGAUGAGGCGAAAGCUCCUAAAGCAGACGCAGGACUCAAACCAGUGUUAAAUGCCGCAUGGGAGUUCAAGCGCAAUGGUGCCGUGCCCGACACAUGGAGGACAGAGGUGAAGGACGAAAGCUCCGGCAGUGAGGAAGAUGAAGAUGAAGAGGAAGAGGAGAAAGAACAGGAGGAGGAAGGCAGCAGCGAGGAGGAAGAGGAGGAGGUGGAGCCGUUCCCAGAGGAGAGAGAGAACUUCCUGCAACAGCUUUACAAAUUUAUGGAGGAUAGAGGAACUCCUAUAAAUAAAAAGCCUGUGCUGGGCUACAAGAAUCUGAAUCUUUUUAAACUCUACAGGCUGGUGCAUAAGCUUGACGGUUUUGACAAUAUUGAGAGUGGAUCUGUGUGGAAGCAGGUGUAUCAGGAUCUGGGCAUCCCCGUGCUGAACUCUGCUGCUGGAUACAACGUCAAAUGUGCCUACAGAAAGUACCUGUAUGGCUUUGAGGACUACUGCACUUCCACGGGAAUCACAUUCCGUAUGGAUUUGCCAUAUAAGACAGGUGAGAAGACGGGCUCUAAGAGCGAGGUGAAUGCAGAGGGAACAGCUAGCACCAGUGACUGUGUCGCUUUAAGUACAGCCAGCACAGACUACCAGAAACCCCUUAAAGAACCAGACACCUCGGGGACACAAAAUGCGGUCAAGGAGGAGAAGACCGAAGCCACAGCACAAUGUGAAGAUAAAGUGGACAUCAACAGUGUAGAUGAGGAAGUGGAUAACCACGCUGAUGAAGACGAGAAUGACAUGAACGAAGAUGCCCAGAAAGAGAGUGCCCUGACUGCGGAGAGUACGGUCACAGAGAAGGUGGAGGAGGAACCCUGUGAAGAACUGGACAACAAAGAUCUGUCAAGGGAUGACAGCAGUCAGGAGUGGGAGGAAGGGGAGGAGUUUGAGUGUUACCCUCCUGGGAUGAAGGUGCAGGUGAGGUAUGGGCGAGACCGCAAUCAGAAGACGUACCAAGCCACUGUGAAAGAGUCAGACCUGGAGGGGGGAGAGGUGCUCUACCUGGUGCACUACUGUGGCUGGAAUGUCAGGUAUGACGAGUGGAUCAACGCAGAUAAAAUUGUCAGACCAGCUAACAAGAAUGUCCCCAAAAUAAAGCAUCGCAAAAAAAUAAAGAAUAAAGCAGAACGAGAGAGAGACCAAAUAGAGAGACUGACAGAUGGAGAAGAUUUUCCACCCUCCAAAACUCGAAUCAGUAGAUUGUCCAAACCCAACUCUGGCAAUGAUGUUUUCUCAAAGUUGGAGUGUGGUGAAAAUGGACGCCAGCAGACACCAGUCGAGCCCAUAGAAAUCAUAUCCAUUCUCAACGGUCUCCCUGCAUCCGAGAGCUCCUCAGAUGACAGUGAACGAGAGGAGGACGGUGAAGCUGAUCAUGAUGAAGAGGAUUGUCCAAGUGGACGACCAAGUCUUCGGAAAGGAGCUCUUCCAGAGCACCCGCGUAUACCACAGCACUGGGAGAGUGGAAGCCCAUCGGAGGGCUUCAAAGCACCAGCAGUUGUGGACAACACCAAGGAACUAAACCCCCAGGACAGCCCAGAACCAGGCAAGAAGGGGCAAUAUGAGGCUGAGGUGGAAGGGUCCAGCACCAGAAGGAAAAAAUCAGAAGCUCAAGGAGAACGCGCCUUGAAAAGCCCAGCAAAAAGCAAAACUAGAGACGGUAGAGGUGGGGACUGGCUGCCCAGUAGUUCACCCAAAAAGCUUGUAGAAAGAAGCCCGGGAGAGGACAGAGGUGCUCAGUCUUGCAGCAGUUCUGAAGAUGAAGCAGAUCCUCCAACGGAACCUCAGGCCAAGGUAGAGCCAAGAGGGCAUUCCAAAACCAAGGGCUCCCCAUCAAAGAAGUACAAUGGGCUCAAAGAGAAGAGUAAGGGGGGAUGUUCAGGAUACUGGGAGAUCCCUGAAAAAAGAGCCAAAAUGUCAUCAGGGAUAGAGGAGAGGACACCCAGUUGUCGUACCAAAGGCCAGAAGGACGUUUGGUCCAGUAUCCAGGUUCAGUGGCCCAAAAAGACUCUGAAGGAGCUGUUUUCAGACUCUGACACCGAGGCUGCCAACUCGCCUCCGCCUGCAGCGACGGCACCAGACGAGCCAUGCACCAAACCAGCACAAGACGAUGAGAUAGCUGAGGAACAGCAGGAGAAGAUUCAGGAGCAUCCCAGUAGCGGAACCAACUCAGUCCUCAACACGCCACCUACUACACCCGAGUCACCCGCCAUGGGCGAGGGACCCGUUGAGGUUCUAGUGGAGAUUCCAGCGCCCUCACCGCUCUCUGAAUUGCCUGCCAGUCCUCAAACUGUUUCCUUACCGUCAGGACAUCUGGUUGAGGAGAGGGGAGGGGGUCGCAGCGAGUCAGACAGCAGCACAGUGGAGGUCGAGAGUUUGGGUGGAGAAAUCCAGGAAAUGCCUCAUGAAGAGGAGGCAGGUUCUCCAUCAAAGGCCUUUGAUGGCAACUUGUCCUGCAACAGUAACAGCAACUGUAGCCUAACUCUCAGCAACAGCAGUCAGCAAGAGAGCGAGCAGAAAGCCAAAGCAGUGUCAUCCAGUCAGAAGCGGCACAAAGAGUCUCAAGGGGGCGGAGCGUCAAAGAAACUCAAGCGCAGUCAUAAAAGCCUGAGCUUGCAUCCCAAAAAGAACCGCAAAUCAGCUCACAGCAGUGACAGUGAAGACCAGUCUAUCAGCGAGAGCACUGCCAAAUCUCCAACAUCUAAGAGCAACAGCGACCUGAAAUCAGCCAUCUCACACAAGUGCUCUGGUCGAACGCCCCCCUCAGGCCACAAAUACCACAAGCACGGAGACCCUGAGCAUUCCCACAGCAGAGAGCAGCAUGGGAGGACCAAGUGGACUUUUCAGAUGUCUGACCUGGAAAAGAUGAGCAGUCUGGAGCGGAUAGCAUUCCUUCAGGAGAAGCUGCAGGACAUCAGGAAUCACUACCUCUCGCUCAAAUCUGAGGUGGCCUCCAUUGACAGGAGACGAAAGCGCAUGAAGAAGAAAGAGAGAGAGACAGGUGGGACAGCGGCAUCAUCAUCCUCAUCUUCACCGUCCUCGUCCUCACUGACGGCCGCCGUCAUGCUAACGUUGGCCGACCCGGCGGUUUCGGGCGCUUCACAGAACUCUGGUGUUUCCGUGGAGUGCAGGUGACACGAGUGGAACGCCACCCAGCAGCACAAGAGCACUUAACCAGCACCCGACCCCGGGCUCAGUCCGGUUUCAGCCCGUCCCUGCACUAUCAAAAGACGAACACAAAAACGGGCCACAAAAAUGACCGAAACAAUAGCCACCAGAUGACAGCAACAAGCACUAUUUUAUAUCAACAACUGUUUCCUUGGCAAGCUAAUUGCACUCAAGUGCACUUUUUUUCCUGGAUUGGGUGGGUCGGGUUUAUUUAGAUUUUUACAAAACAACCCCUUUAUUGUACGAUCAUGAAUUAUGUCCAUAAUGAGCAAAUAUUCUAUUGUCUUUGAAUAUUAAUUCAGUGAACUACAGUGAUUGAUCACUGUUAAACAUAUUCAGUUCUGCAAUGUUACCUUUUACAACGUCAUGCAAGAAGACUUCACCCCUCCACCCCGGUCAGUGUCCCCUCCCCAUUGAUCCAGAAGCAGUUUGAGCCAGGCAGUUGAGUUUAUAAACCAGAAAAUUCACUGACAGCCAUUUAACAGGUGAAAGUCAAUAGAUGCAGUGCCUUAAAGUGCAGCUGUUUGGGGCACUCGUGUGGAAUGCUGGGAAACGUCAGUGCGGGAUAACGUAUAAGUGGAGGGGUCGAUGUAUGUUUCAUAAGCUAAAUUAAUUCAAAUUAAAUACCCAAACAGGUACCACACUUACUAAAUCUCUCAAGAACACAUCUGGGUCAUAAUUUGCCCCAAAAUCAAAAGAAAGAAAUUAAGAUUAAGCCUGUAGUGGACCAGUACGAUUUUUUGCAUUGUGAUAUUCUCACGUAGGUCAAAGCGUACUUCAGUUUUCAGCGUGCUGGUACGUCCCGUGCACGGUGUGCAUGACACUUUGCGUCAUCGACAGAGUAUGCGUGGACUGUCCGCUUGCAGCCUGCUUUUUCAUGACGCGUGAAAUACGCAUCAUUGCACGUCAAACACAUUUGCGAGCUAAGAUCGAGACGGAACGGCACAUGGAAAAAUUAAGUAUUCCCAAACCUUGGCACUUAAACAUUUCUCGCCCAGUUCUCAUUACUGUAAUGUGAAAAUAACAGGGUAGUAUUUGUAGCAGUUAUUAUACUGCAUUUAUUUGACAUUUUAUUUAGGUUUAAAUAUAUAUAUAUAUAUAUAUAUAUAUAUAUAUAUAAUUCUAGAGUAAAUUCUAGAGACACUUGUGUGUGAAAAUCCCAGAAAUAUUCAAACCAACAAUCGUGCCACGCUCCAAAUCACUGAGAUCACAUUUUUCCCCAUUCUGAUGGUUGAUAUGAACAUAAACUGAAGCUCCUGACCCGUAUCUGCAUGAAUAUAUCUACUGCUGCCACAUGAUUGGCUGAUUAGAUAAUCGCAUAAAUAAGUAGGUGUACCUAAUAAAGUGGUCGCUGUGUGUGUGUGUGUGUGUGUGUGUGUAUAUUUAUAUUUAUUUUUAAUUAUUAUUAUUUUUACGUUGUGAAAUGUGACCUGGACAAGUUUUCAUGAGAUUCAUGUGUUUUUAAAUCCAAGAUUUGUCAAUUAUUUGUUGAAUAAUUUAAAAAAGACUUAUGAAAGAUACAUUAUCACCCUUCACUUUGAUUGUUCCUUGCUUGAUCCCACGACAUUCUGGAAAUGUAUUUGUCUUUUUGGCGAAAGGCUGACGGAGGCACGAGCGAAUGAGUCGGGCCAAGGGCUAAUGAGCGAAAGUACUGAUUUAUGUGGAAAGCUAGCGUUCGGUAUCUCUGAAGCGGAAAUGUAUUAUGAUUGUUGAGUUUUUCUGGCAGCCAGGACUCUAAAUGUAUUUUACUACUGAAAUAUAUCAGGACCCUGUGGGUGGGGUUUUAAUGGUUAAAGGAAAAGCUCACCCAAAAAUGAAAAACUCACCCAGAUGUCGUUCCAAAACCUUACGAUGAUGAUGAUGUCGUCGUUGUUGUUUUCCCGUGGAGUACAAAUAGAAUUUUCGAAGACUAGACACAACAUCAAGUAUAAACUGUCAUCAUGUAAAAGAGCCGCCGCCGCGUGAAGAAGAGCAAACAGGUUUGGAAAGAUAUGAGCGUGUGUCGUUUAUUUUUACGAGUGAACUAUCCCUUUAAAAAGUGGCAGUAUUGAGAAGUGCAAUGCUGAGAUCCGUCUGUAAUCGUGCGCAAUGACGGAAACGGAUCUGUUUUGCACGUAGCCUUUACGCGUCUGUCUUUCUCCAUUCCCGCUUGUCGUUCUUUUGGAAUGCCAUAAAUGUAGGACGUCAACCGAACGAAGCACUUCAUUGCCACUGUGGAACGGUCCAUUGUGCGAUGGUUUAUACACGUGUAGUAAUGGCCGAUUUUGGGCAACCUCGCCGUAGAUUGUUGUAAAGCUAAGAAACCCAAGGAACGUCACCCUAUGAUUUUACGUCUGUAAUCGGCACAUCGUGUACUGAAAGUUUAAUGUCGGUACAUCUUCCGUGCUCUGUUUAAAGGAGGCUCGUUGCUCUUUAUGGAACACACUUUAAUUUUCCUUUGAAAAUGUCAACGCUCCCAUUUCUUAACCUUUAUGGUUUCGUUCACUCUGACCAAGGGAAAGGGUCACGAUGAUGAAAAUGUGCGUUUAUGAUAAAGCUCUAUGUACAAUGCUGAUGACAUCACCAGUGUUUCCUUUGUAUAGACACCCUAUUGUAUCAUAACCUGAAGGUGUGUACCGUUCGGUACUUGUUUGCCUUUGUUAUACAUUUGUAUAUUGAGAAGUGUGUUUUGAGUCAAGCUAUUUAAUAUCUUGCACUGUUAAUACCAUGUAUGUUUCUGUACAGUUUUACCUGUAGUGUCUGUGUAUGUUUUCCGAAGGCAUGUCCAGUUUCUCAAAUGUUCUUUUUGCGUUUCGUUCUAGCGUGGGACACGUUAAGUAGGAUUAGUUUUGAUUCAACUUUUCAUCCUUUUUUAUUUCCUUCGUCUUUGUGCAUUUCCGUUAAACUGUGCUCAUACUAGGCUUUUUUAUAUAUAUAUAUAAAAGUGGAAUUUUCCAAUCUGUACAUGGACUGUAAAGUUUUAUGGAUCUUUACAAAAAUGAGAUGAGAUCUGAGAUGUUUGUAAACACGAGAGAGACUGAUAAAGCUGAACGGAAAGUUCUAUCAUAUUUAUUAGGCUCAUCAGAUGAUGGACUGUGUGUAAUUUAUUGUACAAAUGUAAGCAGAAUAUCCUUUGAAAUAAAUGCCAUAGUUUGUGAGCUCUAAUGUCCAGUUUGGUGCAUAUACAGAUAACCGACGCCAAAUCUGUUUUGCAAUACUAGGGUCGGACAUGCAAAACAUGGCCGAGGUUUGUGGGUGUAUUUUGUUGUCUUUGUGC